AUGUACAAAUCUGCCAUUGCGUCGCGGUGCACGGAUGUGGAACGGCGACCGGUGCCAUGUUUGGCGCGGUGCGGACCACCAGGCCGUGGGCGAGCCGCAACCAACGUGAUAUUGCUGCAGAGCGAGCUCUGUUCUGGGGGCGGGUCGAAAGGCGGGCGAUUUGCCGAGCUCCGGCUCAGAUUCACUAUUCUUUCCGCGCAAGCAACCCCAGAUCCUCAUAUUACCUCAGCGAUUAUCACAUCGAUCAGGACAGAAAUUAGUGCCGGAGGCCAAAAUUCAUGGUUUGAUCGAUUUUCCUCACAUCCAACAUCCGCACUCCUAGACUUCAGUUUCAAAUACAGUUUUGCUCGAUCCUUCUGCGCCAGUUUGAGUAAUGACCCAGACCUCAAGAAACGACGAGCCGGAGAGCAAGACAGAGCCCCUAGAGUCGGACCCCCUCAUGUCGAGAAACUCCUCUGUCCUCACACUGACCACGCCCCAGCUGUACUCGAUCUACGGUGGCGGCGAAAAUCUGAUAGAUGCCCAAGACGCAGAAGCUUCGAACGAUAUUUACGAGAACCUCAAGGAGAACAUUCAGAAGCGGAGUCCAGACGACAUUCCUAA
Messenger RNA from Ogataea haglerorum, 603 nucleotides. RefSeq lists its product as uncharacterized. The transcript has 2 exons. The coding region runs from base 1 to 603 and encodes 200 amino acids. The record is from RefSeq and is a predicted model, not a curated record. Lineage: Eukaryota; Fungi; Ascomycota; Pichiomycetes; Pichiales; Pichiaceae.